CCUAGCUAGUACCGUUUAGUGAUCAUCACAGCAGUUAUCACGAAAACUGGGAUCGGGAACGGCAGUGUGUUCAGGCAGGGACGCAGCAACAUCUCUAUUAUUAGUAGGAUUAGUGCUUCUAAACCUGUACAUAUAAUGUGAAGGACUGUAGUCCGGAUCAGAACAGUUUGGCGUACAGAUGUUAGCAGCUGUGGAGGAAGGACCCGUUAAUCCGGUGUAACAGUGUGACAGUGGGGGCAUCGUUGUGUGUUUCAAUGUACUGAGUCUAAAAACCUGCGGCCGGACCGUGAGCAACAUGACGGAGAAACCGACUGUCCGCCAGCAGAGCUCGGAGAAUAACUCUGUCAGCAGCAGUGAGUGGGACAUGGCAAAUGAUGUGUUUGUGUCCGGCUACGACGACAAUCCGCUGGCAGAUAGUGCUGCUGCCGUGGACCCGGACCCAGCGCAGCCCAGCUUGGACAGACACCUGCCGCUCUUAUCCCAGGAUGGCAUGAUGCUGGGCCUGGCUGGGGAGGAAUAUCCAGACUCACCGUAUAUGGACAUCGAUCCAAACUACACUGAAAGUGAUGGGAACGUCACAACCAAGAAGCGCAUACGGUCUAACAGCUCCAGGCACCGCGGUGACAUCGUCACGGAGCUCGGACCAGAGGAGGUCCGGUGGUUUUACAAAGAGGACAAGCGGACGUGGAAGCCAUUCGUCGGACACGACUCUUUAAAAAUCGAGAUCGUCUAUCAGAGAUUCUGCGAACAGAACCCCGACAAGGUCAAACGACCCGUCGAUCCUGCCGAGGCCGAGGGGAAGGAGGCAGCCAGGUACGGCGAGAUCCAGCCGGAAAGCGGGGCUGUGGACAGUGGAAGUGUGCCGCGGGGCGGAGGGCAGCGGCACUCGGUGUCAGAGGAGAUGAAGGACCAGGACGACAUCAGCAUCAGCGUGGAGGCAGUGUGUGUCAGAGGGGGUCUUUAUGAAGUGGAUAUCAGAGAGAAGGAAUGCUAUCCCGUUUACUGGAACCAGCAAGACCGUAUUCCUGUGAUGAGGGGUCAGUGGUUCAUUGAUGGAACGUGGCUUCCCCUAGAGGAGGACGAGAGUGACCUCAUUGAGCUAGAGCACCUGGCCCGUUUCCGGGGGCAACAGAUGAGGGACACCUAUGAGAUGGAGGCGGUGACCACCACGGUGGACAGCAAGGACGCCAUCCACAGUCUGAAGCUGAGCAGGAGUCACGUGGACUGGCACAGUGUGGACGAGGUGUACCUGUACAGCGACGCCACCACCUCCAAGAUCGCACGCACCGUCACUCAGAAACUGGGCUUCUCUAAAGCCUCAAGCAGCGGGACACGUCUCCAUCGGGGGUAUGUGGAGGAGGCAGCACCAGAGGACACCCCACCUGAAACCACACACAUUGUCUUUGUGGUGCAUGGCAUCGGCCAGAAGAUGGACCAAGGCCGUAUCAUCAGGAACACCAGCAUGAUGAGAGAUGCUGCCAGGAAGAUGGAGGAGAAGCACUUCUCUGAUCGCACCACAGAACACGUAGAGUUCCUUCCUGUGGAGUGGAGGUCUAAACUGGCUCUGGAUGGAGACACGGUGGACUCCAUCACUCCAGACAAAGUACGAAGUCUCAGAGACAUGCUGAACAGCAGCGCCAUGGACAUCAUGUACUACACCAGCCCACUGUACAGAGAUGAGAUUACCAGGGGUUUGACUCUGGAGCUGAAUCGUCUAUACUCACUCUUCUGCUCACGGAAUCCAGACUUUGAGAAAAACGGCAAAGUGUCUAUAGUGUCACACUCGCUGGGCUGCGUCAUCACCUACGACAUCAUGACAGGAUGGGACCCCGUUCGCUUUCAUCAUCAAGAAGCGCCAGACCCAGAGGAGACAAAGGUCCGCUGGCCGAGCGACGAGGAGCGACACCUUCAGGAGCAGUUGAGACUCACACGCCUCAGACUGAGGGACUUGGAGGAUCAGUUCCAGGGUUUGCAGACCUCAUCUUGUGUUGCAGUGCCAGCCUUGAAAUUCAAGGUGGAAAAUUUCUUCUGCAUGGGCUCUCCUCUGGCUGUUUUCUUGGCAUUGCGAGGGAUCCGGCCUGGAAGCAAUGGUGUGCAGGACCACAUCCUCCCCACAUCUAUCUGCAAACGCCUCUUCAACAUAUUCCAUCCCACAGACCCUGUGGCGUACAGAUUGGAGCCUCUUAUCUUAAAACACUACAGUAACAUUGCACCUGUACAAAUCCACUGGUACAACACCACCAGCCCGACACCUUAUGAUCAGAUCCGGCCAACGUUGCUCAACCCUCCGAAGGAGACCACGUCUGUCUCAGACUCAGAAAGCAUCCCCAGCCCUUGCACCUCCCCCCCGCAGGCCCGUCGGCACUACGGAGAGUCCAUUACAAGCCUGGGCAAGGCCAGCAUCAUGGGUGCUGCGAGUAUUGGAAAGGGAAUAGGAGGAAUCCUGUUUUCCCGCUUUUCCCGUUCCAGCAGCCAGGUGGGUGGGGUGGAGGAGGAGCCAUCGGAUUGUGAGGGUGGAGCCUCUGAGAUAGAAAACGUGACAUCGGGAGAGGAAGGAGCGAUGGUGGCAGAGAGCGAGGAAAAGGAGGAGGAGGAGAGGAGGGAGGUGGAGCCUGCCAUGUCCCAGUCCACCUCAGCUGUCAUGGACAGUACAUCGUUGGAACUGGAGAGACGCAUCGACUUUGAGCUGCGGGAAGGCUUGGUGGAGAGCCGCUAUUGGUCGGCGGUGACCUCACACACGGCCUAUUGGUGCUCUUACGAUGUGGCUCUUUUCCUCCUCACCUUCAUGUACAGACCACAAGAACCUCCUGAACCUGCAGAAGACAACCCAGACACCUCAUAACAUAAACUGACACAUGGAACCGUCACAGCUGAGGUCAAUUCACUUUCUUCAUUCACACCUUCUGAAAUAUAAACUGAAGACAUUCUCUGGUUUCUUAAAAUAACUGCGUCACGCAACAUUUGAUUUAAACAAUAUUUAAAUAUAAAUAAUAUCUUAUUUAGUAUGGAAAUAUUGUAUUUAUUCAUAUUUUUUCAUUUAUUUUUACAUUUUGUUUUGUUUUUUACAUUUUUGUUUUGUUACAUUUCAAAAACUAUCUGUUUUCUAACAGGAUAACCUAUGACACUAAAGAAAGUAAAAUACAGAUGAAUGAGUAAAGCUGCUUAAUUCCUUGUUACUAUUUUUUGGAUUUGAUUGGCAGAAGGCCUGAAAUUUGAAGGUUUAAGCUGCUGGCAGUAGGAAGUUUCCAAAAAUGAAGUUUUAUUUUUGAUUUGAAUUUGUUGUACAUCAGCAGCCACAAAUGGCAAUUAAUAAUAAUAAUAAAAAACCUCUAAUGACUGUUAGAACUGAGUGAAUGGAAAAUGAAUUGACCCAACACAAGCACACUCACAAAUCAAUUAUCUGUUUGACACGUCAUCUAAAGUCCUUCGAGUUUACACACUAACCUCCAUGUGACCUUUGGUCCAGACUAAGCUGUGCUCAGACCCAGGCCCUCAGCGAGGUGUUCAUGCUCAAAGCCUGUCCUCUGUUUCCCCGUUGUAUCUCUACAACAAGCGCUGUUUCCUGUGCAAAGCACCCUGCUGUGUUCAGCUGUAUCAGAGACCCUCACCUCUCACUUCUGUUGGUCUGUGACUUUCUGUGCUGCUGAAGCUGUAGCCAUAGAGAAAGCCCCAGUGCUUGUUCCAGGUCUAACCUCGUGCUUGUGAGAAAUAUGUUGAAUAACCGCUGAUAAUCUCCUACCUGACAUGUGAUCAUGGCAGAUCAUAUUAUAGGGAAGGUUAAAGGGAAUUCUCUCCAACGCAAUUCAUCAGUCAAUAUCUGAGUUAAAGCAGCAUUACCUGAUUUAUCAGUUAUUAUAAGUAGGCAUUAAAGGUUGUGACUGUCAUGCACUUGCCCUUGGUGCACCACAUCUCUCCUCCCACACUUAAUCACCAAGAUACCGACCUGGCUCAGUUGAGGAAGCAACUUCAGUGUGACCCAGGAAAAUACCACCAUCAUGGAGCUUUAACUCUCUUGUCAUAUCAGCCCCUGUGGUGUGUCACUGUGCUGGCUUCCACUGAACUGAUGUGUCAGGAGGAAAGAACAGAACACUGACUUUAAGCUUAGAAAAAAACUGGUGGCCAAAUGUUUGAGUUGCCAACAGACUAGUUGUUGUUGUAGCCAUUAGAGCUCUUACUCAUUGCAGGAUGACAGCAUGAUGCUGACUGUAAGCUCAGUCCAACAUCAGACACACAUUAGUACUACACUAAAAUACCAUACUUCACAUGAUUGGAUGUUUUGUUGCUCUUCGUAUCAAGGCAGCUUCACAAACUCUCUUUCAUCUCAGUAAAGCAACAACCAGUUCCAGAGUAUUUGGUAGUGUUUGUUAACGCUAAAAAAAGAGAUUUGUGAGACUGGAGCCAAGAGAAUUUUUUUUUUUUCACAUUUAAAAUUUUUAAGGAAUUGAAAUCACACUUUGGCUCAAACAAAGCAUGAUAUGGAAAUGUGCCAUGGACAGAGAUUAUUGAUUUAUUUUGACCUAUCUGACACAUGGAGGCGGGAGCAUGCAGACCGGCACUUAGAACCUGCUGAUUCCAUGUGCAAAUAAAAAUGAAAUCAUCUAUGGCAGAUUUAAAUGAAACAUUCAAAUCUGCCAUAAAUGAAGUUUGUAACUGAAUAUUUUUGACUUUCUCGUUCAUUGUUUUGUUGUGAUGCUGUUUCUCAGUCUGAUUUUCUCAUAUUUGAUGUAUGUACUCUAGUCCUCAGGAGGUGGAGAUGAUUUUUAGAUCUCACUUCUGCUAGAGACGGAGCCUAUGGACACAGAGACAGUCACAGAUUUUCAGAGUGAGGCCUUGAGUCUGCUCAGGGAGGUUCAGUUCUGAUAGUGCCGUGGUUUCUGACUCCAGAGCAGCUCUGCCUCUAAGAAUGGCUUCUUCUGCUCUAAUUUGACUUCUCUCCUUCUGGCCACCGGCUGCUUCACAGCUUAGUGAACUAGUCUAAACGUUGUUCUGUUAGUCAACUAUCAGAACAGAUAGUUGAAAGUGGAUCUCCAAAGCUUAACUUAUUAUUAUUUAACUACAAAACCACAUGUCCUUUGUGUUUCGGGGGAAAUUGGGUUUUGACUGUAUCUGCUGUGUGCUAAAGUAGGUAUUAUACAAUCCCUGCAUUUAAAUAGUUAAUUAUUUGUAAUUUUGUUUCAGUGACUUUAUCAUUGUUUUCUUUGAGUCAGAGUAAAAUAUCAGGUGAAUGAGGAUAUAUAGAAUUCUCAAACAUUUUGCCAUAAUGAUUACACUGUGGUUUCCAUCCUUUAGAAUGUCUGUGCAUACAAGGUCAGUGUGGGCAGUGUUUCAAAGCAAAGAGUAGGACUGAUGUAUGGAUUUUUCUUUGAAUUUUGCAUCAGCGUGUCAACAUUUUUCAUCAACAGUUUCUCUCUCUUGGCUGUAACAUGCAGGUGAGAAGCUGUUUACACUGACCUGCUCCUUCUAAAACGUGGAUAUUUUCAGUCAACUGUGGUAAAAACCGUCUACAGUGAGCCUAAAUUUCAAGUUUAAGAAAAUGAAACCACUGUGUGAAGGUCAGAGAAAAUUGCUUAAGGAGCAAAAUGUCAAAAAUUGCUACUAGUAUGAGUCAGGACAUCAUGUCUUUUUGUGGAACUAUAUGAAAGUCACAUCAGACUUGGCAACUGCAUUGGCACAAAAAGAUGCCCUUACAAUAUAUAAAUGACAAUAUAUGUAUACUAUAUACAUAAUACCUGCCAGAAGGAUGAAUGAUGCAUAGCAUUGCAUUUGACUGUAAAUCACAGGGACUGGGUUGCAUUAGGGUUGGGAGUUUCUCAUACCAUGUUUGCAGCACCAGGUGGCAGCCUGGUCUUUGAAUCCCUGCUGGUGUUUGGUUGGUGGCUGCUGGGAAUCUCCCCCACCCCUCGCUCCAGUGACAUCCUGAUACCAGACAGCUUGCCAAUAGGACCUGUGUUCUUACCCAUAUCUGUCCUUGUUUACAUGUCCUGGUAAAAUGUCAUAGGGUUAAAUGAAUAUCUCCUUCCUGUGGAACACCUUAGGCCUACCAUUACCUGUGCCAUAUCUAAGAAACAUGUGGUGUUGUGAUGUGGUGGAUCACCUCUAACUGCCAUGGACUGUGGCUGGAGGUCAUUCCCCUGAAAAUAAAACUCUAACUUUCCAUAAGUCAAUAUUUGGGGAAAGAAUCUUUUCAUAUCACAUUCAGUGAUUAGGAGGAAGUAGAAGUUUAUUCACCAACCAUUUCGUGAUUGUCUGUGAUUUGUUUUUUGUUGAUGUUAAGUGCCAUUUUGUUUUUCAGUGUGUCAUUUUUUAAAGGUAGAUAGGUCACAACCUGUUAGCUGAGUGAAAGUAAAUGAAAGGUGUCCUCCUUUGCACACAAGGACACUGCCAGUCUGUUGUCAUGCUCCCCCGUUCUGCCUUCGUUGUACCGUUCUUUCUUGGAUGAUGUGGUGCUUUACCUUGAUAGAUCUUUGAUUUUUCAUUAAAAAAAGGGGACCU
Molecule: messenger RNA, 6492 nt
Organism: Toxotes jaculatrix (banded archerfish)
Lineage: Eukaryota; Metazoa; Chordata; Actinopteri; Toxotidae
Gene: ddhd1b
Product: DDHD domain containing 1b
Exons: 13
Coding region: 296-2842 (848 amino acids)
Cellular component (GO): cytoplasm
Molecular function (GO): glycerophospholipase activity; metal ion binding
Source: RefSeq, a predicted model, not a curated record